CAGAUCUCAGGACCUGGAGGUGUGGGUGUGCAAGUAGGCAGUGGGCGGCUCCAACCUCUGGACACGCCCCCGGCACUCACACUCACAGCAGAUGUAGAGAAGGAGGUGCUAGAGAUUUCUCAUUGAUUGGCAGAGCCGUUCACUCGCCCAGUUCAAGGAAGAAUUUGUGUCUCGUGGAAGAGCUGUGGCAGGAGCAGUGUGGGGCUUACAUUCCACCAAGGUGAGGGUGGAAGGUGCCCUUGGACUCUGGCCCAUGGUAGUUGACACUCACCAACUACUACAAGAGGCUUUCCACCUUACUGCCUUUGGCUCCACCCAGUUGGUAUUGACAGUAGUGGAGAUAGGCCCACUUAACAUUCGACAGCUGUUACAAGUGAGUGACAGUGUGGUGAAGAUAUACUUGCAGCCUCUCCUGGAUCAUUCUGCAGUGACACUUGACAAAACUCUUGAAGUCACCCACGGCUCUCUUAAUGAUGUAUUUGUGGUAGUCAACAAUCUUGUGAAGGACAUUGUCCAAAACAUUGCUGAAGCUUAUGACCUGCUUGAAGAUGAGGUGAGUGAGGCAGUGGAGACACUGGAGGAAGUAGUCAGCAAGACUUUGAGACCCCCACUACUAUGUGUCCAGGCCACACUGAAUGCUCUUACCACCAAUGAUGACCAGAGCCUUUACACCCUAGCAUCACGGGUGAUGGGCGAGGUGCAGCUGCGUGUGGGGCGCCAUCAGGGCAUCUUUGGCUUCCUCCUGAACCAUCUUCUUACUGGAACUGAGAAGGUGCUGGUGCGGGCAGCACACUGGGACGAUCUUCGGGCCAAAGGCAGUGACCUCUUGCACCAUCUACGCAAAGUCACCACUCUUAGUGUUGUCAUGCCACACAACACUGCUUUAAAAAUCAGGGUGGCAACUCCACAGCGAAUGGGGUCAGACUUGCUGGCAACAGGAUGCUGGUUCAAGGAUGAAGAAGCCCCCCGGAUGCUGGCACAAAUUAGGUCAUGGCUACUGUCCUGCUGGUCCCGCCUCAAGUUCCUCCUCUCCUGGCAUAUACAUGGGGAAGCGGUGGUAUUUGGUUGGGAGCAAGCCAUCACCUGGGAUGGUCGUCAGGUGACUCCCCUACUGACUGACUCAUGCCAUCAUCUACUGGUGUUGCUGACACAUGUUAAUGAACCUACUGCCAUCACCAUUCACAUGGAGGACCUUAGCACACACCCUCGCCAGAUCCUCAGCUUCUUUAGUGGCACCAGUGUCGUUACUCUGGACUCAAACUUGAAGAUGACCUAUAACUUUAAGCACAUCCGACGACCAUUUUUGGAGGUAGGAGAGCUGAGUAUGAGAUGGUCAAGGAAUCGGGCAAGUGUAGCCACAGCUGCUGGCCUCAGCCUAGAAUGUGAGAGAGACCAAGACUUGUGUCGUUUGGCCAUCACUGGAGACCACUUUGCUGCCACUGCUGGCCUUCUUGGUGUCUUUGACUUUGACAACAACACUGAUUUUAUGACCAGUGGCUGGGAGAUACCAGCAACUGAGGAGGAGUGGGCCCAAAGCUGGCGGGUGUCAACAUCAGAGCAGUGCUCCUCCCAGUUACCAGAGUCUCACAUCCCAACAUCCCAUGGAAACCAAUGCACUGAUCUCUUUCAUGCUCCUGCUUCUCCCUUCAGGUCUUGCUUCAUAAGUGUGCCUGCCUCUCCUUAUCUGGAAAGCUGCCGGGCUGGCUGGGAGUGUGCUGCCGAGGCCGCCUACCUGCAUGCUUGCAGCCGCCACUACCAUACUCUUCACCCCAAUCUUACCUGUACAACAUGCUCCAUAGAGGGACAUGAAGAACAGGAAGAGGAAGGGACUGUGGGUCUGACACAUGAAGUAGUUGUGAUCACAGACUUCGAGUGCUUUGAUGACCUACAGGACCUUGUUUCUGCCUUUGUCAAGGACUACACCAGGUGAAUCUCAGAUUGAUCU
Molecule: messenger RNA, 1945 nt
Organism: Cherax quadricarinatus
Lineage: Eukaryota; Metazoa; Arthropoda; Malacostraca; Decapoda; Parastacidae
Source: RefSeq, a predicted model, not a curated record